Lactuca virosa is the source of this 1356-nucleotide messenger RNA. The record is from the annotation of a GenBank genome assembly. NCBI's taxonomy places the organism in Eukaryota, Viridiplantae, Streptophyta, Magnoliopsida, Asterales, Asteraceae.
AUGGCUGAUAACAUGAACGAUGAUAUGGUUAUGGAUCUUGAUUUGAACCAAGAGCCAUUAGUUGACCCUCCACCACCUCCGCCUUUUGGUUAUGGUCCUUUGCUAAACGAACUAGAGACCGCACAUGGCAGAAUCGAGGAUCGAAUUAGGCAACUUGAAGCUGUUACAGCUAGGGCUAGACAACGCCAGCGAUGGCGACAGGCAAGGAACAAUCCGGAAUUGAGUUACAUGACAGUAAUCGAGCCAGAUGUUGGUGCAGGAAACCAGAAUCAAGACGACAAUAAUGUUCGUGAUGUGGAUGGAAUUGUAAACACUCCUGAUGGUGUUGACGAGAGGGCUAAUGGUGAAAGAGGGAGGAACAGCAAAAGAGAUAUCAGCCAGUUGGCAAAAGCUUUGGAGAUGGAUUUAGAUUCCAAGAAGACAGAUAACAAUGGAGGUGAUGAUGAUGAGAGUGGGGGAUUCUUCGAUUGUAACAUAUGCUUGGAGAUGGCAAGGGAUCCUAUCUUGACUUGCUGUGGUCACUUAUUUUGUUGGAGUUGCUUCUAUCAGUUGUCAUAUGUAGAUUCAAGUGCAAAAGAAUGCCCAGUUUGCAAAGGAGAAGUAACAGAUUCAAGUAUUACACCAAUCUAUGGAAAUGGAAAGAAUCAACCAAUCUUGAAGUUAGAAUCCGGGGUGAAAAUCCCUCCAAGACCUCGAGCACGCAGAGUAGAGAGUAUACGUCAGCAAAGGGUAAUUAGGGGAAUCUCUCAUAUUCCUGUAGCAGAAGCACUUAGAAGAAUCAGAAUUGGAAUCGGUUCAAUUGGGGAAAACCCUCUUCUUCAAGGUCUCAACACUGUAGGAGGAGGAGGCCCUACUUCUGAAAUAAACCCAUCAUUGUUACAUUCUUCUGAAGCAGCAGGGGGUAGUAGAAGACACCGUUCACGUCCAUUCUCAAGGGAUGCUUCACAGAUUCUACCAGGUAAUCAAGAACGCAACACUUUUCUUCCAAAUGGUGGUGAUAUUCAAGUUCAACUGGAGCCUCAGAAUGCAGAGAUGAAUAUGAGUCCGAAUCCUGCUGUCCCUGUUUCUUCUAGUUCUUCUCAAAGAGCGAUUGCUACUACUGUUGUGCAUUUGGAUAAUCUAUCAACUGAUAGUGCUGUAGAGAUUGAUCUGACUAUAUCGCAUCCUUCUUCUUCUUCUGCUAGGAGAGCUGCUGUUUCAAGGGCGUUGAGUUUGGAAGGUGGGACUUCCAGGGAGCUCAGGAGGAGACGAUUGAGUGAACAAGAACAUGUUUUAGAUGUGGAGAGUGCUGCUAUCUGUAUGUCAUUUAAUAUAUCAUAUGUUUUACAGACUGUGCUUAAGAUGUGGAAAAUGUAA